Molecule: messenger RNA, 1503 nt
Organism: Gossypium raimondii (Peruvian cotton)
Lineage: Eukaryota; Viridiplantae; Streptophyta; Magnoliopsida; Malvales; Malvaceae
Product: pentatricopeptide repeat-containing protein At1g62930, chloroplastic
Exons: 1
Coding region: 1-1344 (447 amino acids)
Molecular function (GO): protein binding
Source: RefSeq, a predicted model, not a curated record
AUGACUGAAAGAGGGUAUCAACCUAAUUUGAUUGCUUACAGUAUAGUACUUAAGGGGUUGUGUAAGACCGGCAAUACUGAUAGAGCUGUUAGGUUUCUAAGACUGAUGGAAGGCAGAGGUUAUGAACCCGAUAUUGUAGCAUAUAGCACUGUCAUUGAUUGCCUUUGUAAGAACUGUUUGUUACAGGAGGCUCUCAAUCUCUUAUCUGAAAUGAAGGGUAAGGGCAUUAGACCAAAUAUCAUUACUUGCUUAAUUCAUGGUAUGUGUAAUUCAGGCCAGCAGGAGGAGGCAACAAGGCUUUUGAAUGAAAUGGUGGAUAACAAUAUUUCACUUGAUAUUGUCACAUGUACUUUAUUGAUUGAUGCUCUUUGCAAGGAAGGAAUGAUUUCUAAAGCUGUAGAGACCGUUGACAUGAUGAGAAAGCAAGGCAUUGAGCCUAAUGUUGUCACGUAUAAUACAUUGGUUGAUGCGCAUUGCAAGGAAGGGAUGGUCUCUGAAGCUGAGGAUAUUGUUGACGCAAUGAUAAAGCGAGGCAUUGAGCCUGAUGUUGUUACCUAUAGUGCAUUAGUUAAUGGUCAUUGCUUGCAGAAUAAAAUGGAUAAAGCUAGAAGAGUUUUCAACUUGAUGAUUGAGAAGGGUUGUGCACCUGAUAUAGUUACUUACAGCACCAUGAUCAAUGGAUAUUGCAAAGGUAAAAGGUUAGACGAAGCAAUGGAACUCUUUCAUGAAAUAUCUCGAAACGGACCAAUCCCGGAUACUGUCACAUACAACACUCUUAUGCAGAGUAUGUUUCAGUUAGGGAAAGUUUCAACUGCAUGUGAACUUUUUAGAAAGAUGCUUGCUUCUGGACAAGUUCCAGAUAUAGUGACCUGUUUGAUUUUGCUGGAUGGUUUAUGCAAAACAGGUCAUAUCGAAGAGGCAUUGAAACUUUUUCAAGCAAUGCAAAACAGUGGGUUGGAACUUGAUAUUGUCCCGUAUACUAUCCUAAUUGAUGGGUUUUGUAAAGCUGGGCAUAUCGAAGUUGCCAAGGAAUUAUUUCAUCAACUCUCAAACAAUGGUUUAAAACCGAAUGUUGUCACAUAUUGUGUAAUGAUUAAUAGACUGUGUAAAGAGGGAUUGCCAGAUGAAGCAUACAGGUGGUUUGGGAGCAUGGGAGAUAAUAACUGUUUGCCUAAUAGCUGCUGUUAUAAUGUAAUGAUUCGGGGGUUCCUUCGCAACAGCUAUACUUCAAAGGCAACGCAACUUCUUAUGGAAAUGGUUGGUAAGGGCUUUUCUGCAGAUAUAAUCACUGCCACCUUGUUUAUGGAUCUUAUCAUACACUCUAAUAAAUCAAUCUUGCUCUGAAAUAGUUCACAAAUUGUGCAAAGAUCAUCACUUGCAAUGUGAAUCAGUUGUACAUAACCAUUGCACAGUGAUAAAAGAUUGUGGAAACUAGAAUGAGGUUUAGUGUCUAUUUUCAAUAUUAUUGAUUUUGUUCUGACUUGUGUUGCUUGUUGAUCAUGA